Molecule: messenger RNA, 2099 nt
Organism: Polychytrium aggregatum
Lineage: Eukaryota; Fungi; Chytridiomycota; Chytridiomycetes; Polychytriales
Exons: 2
Coding region: 145-1989 (614 amino acids)
Source: RefSeq, a predicted model, not a curated record
CCUCUCUCGCCCAUCACGUAGAGCCGUUCGCUCAUAUAUCGCUGCAAGAACCCCAUCCUAUCUACCUAAGCACACUCUCCCUGACUCUUCCCUGAUUCGACCCGACACUCGACCUGACACUCGACCACCGCCUCGCUCCCCAACAUGACCCAGACAACCUAUCCGACCUUUGCCCAUUCGCCGCUGCGCUCCUCGUGGGUCCCCGACCCGCCUUUGAUGCGGGACGGCGAGAUGCGCAAGAGUCGCGUCCGGAGCCUCAAGCUUGGCCAACACGACACCUCGUCGUUCGGUCCGCUCCUCCCGUCGCCCAGGGUUCAUCCGUCCAAGAGCUUCGAUACCUUCCCGUCGAUCCUGCUGAACGCCGAGUCCGGACGAAGGUCGCCCGAGCCUCGUCGCACCCGCUCCCCAAGCCCGACUCUGCCCGAGGAACGAGUGUCUCUUCCUCUUCCUCCUCCUUCCCCUCCUUCUUCGCCUUCUCCUCUUCAGACCGAGAAGCCCGUGACGAGGCGGCGAUCGGUGUCAUUCAGAGUUCCGUCAGAGAGCACUCCAGAGCCCCAUGGCCCCAAAAGAGCCUCAUCGUCUCCACCUUCCACACCCACUUCGCCCCCGGCCUCCCCGAUAUCGCCGCCGCUUUCGCCAUCCUCCCCAGUCUCGCCCACCUCGCCCACCUCGCCGGCAUCGCCAGUGUCGCCAGUAUCGCCGGUGUUGUCAGCAACGCCCCCGUCUUUGGCUUCCAUGGCCUCAUCUCCUGUCCUUGACAAAGCUGCCCACUCAUCACAAGAGUCUUCAUGCCAGUCGCAACCGGCGUCAUCGAGCAAACCCGAGUUACCAUCUGUAUCAUCGAGCGCGUCCACACCAUCUUCUGCAUCAUCGGGCACAUCCGUGCCGUCGUCGGCAAGCACCGGUGCUGGAGCGACCCAGCCGCGAAAGCUUCAUCGGGGCCCGGUCUAUCGCAUUCUCGACCUCAACGAAACCAUCCGUCAGGCACUGCAUGCUCGCCAUCAGCUCUCGCACCAGAUUGGCGACAUGGUCGAGGAGAUUGUCGAUCUCCACACCAUCAAGACGCGCCAGGAACACCUCAAGAGUCCAAGUCAGGCGACUCCGACCAAGCUGCACACCUCCUCGUCGAUGCCGAACUUGGUCGCGUUUCUGAUGCCGUCGGCCCGGGAUGCCCAACCGUCUCCGCGUCCCGAGAGCCCUGCACCGUCGUCUGGAUCGCGGUCCAGCGCUGUGGCAGUCCCGUUUUCGCUUGCAUCGGCCACGCUGAUAUCCGCCCUGCCACGCCUGCCGUUGCUCGGCUUGUUUGCCGAAAAACGCAGCGUGAAGAUGGAUCCUGCCAGCAAUGCCAGCGUAGUUGAUGUCGAUGCUGAUGCUGAUGCUGAUACCGACACCGAUGUUGCGGAUGCUAUGGAUGCCACAAAUGCCAUGAAUGUCAUGGAUGCCAUGGAUGCUAUAGAUGCCAUGGAUACUACUAUGGAUGCUGCAGUCCCACGCAUGGCACCUUCAAGCACACACGAGAAGAAACGAGGUAUCGCCAGUCUGAAUGCCAACAACAACAACGUCAACAACAACGUCAACAACAAUGUAAAUAACAGCGUCAACACCAACAAAAGCAACGACCGCAACAGAGCUGAAAGUGACCCGGAUGAGGCCCUGGAGUAUUACCAGCGCGGCCUCUUCAAGACCCGCAAGCGAUUGGCUCUCAGUCUCAAGUACGACCUGAUCGACGCCGAGGAGCGGGUCGCGCAGUCGGAUUUGUUCAUUUUGCAGUCGGAGCUGCAGCGGCUCGAUGGGCGGCUCAACGAGCUGUUUGCAGAGCGCAAGAACAUCAAGCAGAUCCAGAAUCGCUUGCUGUUCUCCCCCCGCAACAACUUUAGCCUUCGCAAGAGGGUGCUGCUCAAGCGUCUGAUCAACGCCAUCUCGGAACAGCAGUUCGAAGACGACAACGACGAUAACAUCAGCGACGAGGGCCUCAAGAUGUCGCUGUAGCCGUGGUGGCUGCGACCAAGGGCCCGCUCAGUCAGCGCCCCCCAGAGUCGAAUGCAGAGGACGCGCCACCUUUGCGGCUCGGCCGUGGCGGUCUGAGCCAUCACAUGUGC